This is a messenger RNA of Neurospora tetraspora, 930 nucleotides long. RefSeq names its product glycosyl transferase family group 2-domain-containing protein. NCBI's taxonomy places the organism in Eukaryota, Fungi, Ascomycota, Sordariomycetes, Sordariales, Sordariaceae. The transcript has 2 exons. Bases 1 to 930 code for a protein of 309 amino acids. The record is from RefSeq and is a predicted model, not a curated record.
AUGCCAGGAUGGAAGGGAAGAGGUCGGCUGAUGCAGGCAGAUGAAGGAGGUAGGUUAAGGCAGGUAGAUGAAGGAGGCAGGCUAAUGCAGGCAGGUUACGGCAGGAAGAUGAAGGAGGCUGCACAAGUCGCAGUCCUGCCAAUCCCAGUCGAGCCUCGUCAUGGCCGUUACACUCGCAGUGCCACAGCCAAGUCGAUCAAGCACGCCAUCUCCACGUACGAGCUCCAGGGUGGUGCGGCAAACAUGUUUAUCAAUGACGAUGGUCUUCAACUGAUCUCCGAGGAAGACCGCCAGGAACGAAUUGAGUUCUAUGCAGACCACAGCAUCGGUUGGGUUGCCCGCCCUAGACACGGCGAAAAUGGCUUCCAGCGCCGUGGCAAGUUCAAGAAGGCACCCAACAUGAACUUUGCCCUCAUGAUCUCGUGCAAGGUGGAAGAAAAGCUUAGCCAAAUCCAGAGAUCCCCGGAAUGGUCCCAGCAUGACGAAGCUCAAGCCUAUGAGCGCGCCCUCCAAGAGGUUCUCGCGGAAGAUGGCCGUGCCUGGACUGACGGCAAUAUUCGGAUGGGCGACUACAUUCUCUUGAUUGACUCGGAUACCCGUGUACCGGCCGACUGCUUGCUUGAUACUGUCUCGGAGAUGGAGCAGUCCCCCGACGUUGGUAUCAUGCAGGUUGUUCACACGUAUUUCGAGAAUGGUAUCACCUUCUUCACCAAUCUGAUUUACAGCGCUAUUCGGUAUACCGUCUCUAACGGUGAUGUUGCUCCCUUCGUUGGUUACAACGUCAUUCUUUGUUGGUCUGCCAUCCAGCAAGUCUCGUACGAGGAUGAAGAUGGCUACGAGAAGUUCUGGUCCGAGAGUCACGUGUCGGAGGAUUUCGACAUGGCUCUACGACUGCAGUGUAACGAUUACAUUAUCCGUCUUGCCGCGUGA